AUGUCGUCACACAAAGCUACCGGCAAAAAGUCGAUGCUUCCUCCCAUUAACUUGAUUUUCAAGUACUUGCAACAACAAUCACCAGUUACCAUCUGGCUCUACGAACAAACCCAGCUGAGAAUACAGGGCAAGAUCCGUGGGUUUGAUGAGUUCAUGAAUAUUGUAAUAGACGACGCCGUAGAGAUUUCCACUAAGGACGGGUCCAAGGAGGAAUUAGGCAGAAUACUAUUGAAGGGUGACAACAUUACUUUGAUUUCCAGUUUGGAUGUCUAG
This is a messenger RNA of Scheffersomyces stipitis CBS 6054, 273 nucleotides long. Its product is annotated as mRNA splicing protein. Gene Ontology annotation, molecular function: RNA binding. Gene Ontology annotation, cellular component: U4/U6 x U5 tri-snRNP complex; precatalytic spliceosome; U1 snRNP. The record is from RefSeq and is a predicted model, not a curated record. Lineage: Eukaryota; Fungi; Ascomycota; Pichiomycetes; Serinales; Debaryomycetaceae. The coding region runs from base 1 to 273 and encodes 90 amino acids. Gene Ontology annotation, biological process: spliceosomal snRNP assembly; mRNA splicing, via spliceosome. The transcript has a single exon.